CUGUGCGGCUCGUCCCGGCGGAGGUUCGAGUUCUGGUACUGCGGACAACCGUAUAUGCUGUUAGCUGUACCGCUGACGAGUGCAGAAGUCCGGAUGACAGAUGGUCGAGACACUUAUGCCCCACAGGGCUACCAUCUGCAGGUGCCAUUGCUUGAGCGACAGCGCAUGUCACCAACCAGCAGGUGUCGAUAUACACAUAAAACAUAUGUGAUAGCGCUUUUGUGUGCUGCGAUCCUCGUUACUUGGUCGGUUGCUCGUUUUCCUAAGCACAAAUUGUGGCCAUAUGACCGACGCACCGUACCGCAGCGGGGGGCUGCCAAUAUAUUCUUCAUAGAGACAACAUGCGCCAUGGAGGACGUGCCGUGGUCGGGGCUGCGCCCGCGGCAGGCCUGCGCCGUGGAGUCUGCGGUGCGCCACAACCCUGGACGACCCAUCUACGUGCUGCACACGUGUGAAGCACCCAUCUGGGGGCUGUCGCUGCCGGCCGGAGCCACAGCUGUCCACGUGACGCUGGAGGAGUUCCUACGCGACACGCCUCUCUACACAACACUCAUUGAGCACGCCGCCCUAGCCAACAGCGCGUGGCCCGUCCACCACGCCUCUGACGUCAUGCGAGUCAUCGCGCUGUGGAAGUACGGUGGCCUCUACCUAGACCUGGACUUCGUCGUACUGAGGAACCUCUCUGAGUUGGGUGAAGACUGGGCUGGAGCGGAGGACAACAGAACGGUUGCCAACAGUGCAAUGCAUAUGUCUGCACGGCCCGGCUCAGCAGGGCAAGAGAUGGCGAAAGCCUUCAUCGAAACACUACAGACAGACUUCGAUGGGCAGCAGUGGAUGUACAACGGUGGCGGGCAUCUCACGAGAUUGCUAUUUAUCCGCUGCAACGUAACCAGCGUUGUGGCCAUGACGAACUGCCUUGGGUUUCGAGUUCUGGCGACGGAGCUGCUGUUCCCGGUGCACUACUCUCUCUGGGAGAGAUACUUCAGGGAGGAGGAGGCGGAAGGCGUGCUGGCUGACGCGCGGAAUGCUUACGCAGUGCACGUGUGGAACAAGCUCAGUGGCGAAGCCGAUAUUGUUCCGCAAAACUCAGCCUACGGGAUGCUUGCACGCCAAAAUUGCCCAGACUCCUUCAGUGCCGCCGAGGGCAGAUUUGGAUAAUGACUUCUCUUUUUAAGCACACAGUUUGUUCUGAGUAAUCGUCGACGCUAAUGCUAGUUAACAUUACCCAGUGCUACUUUGAUGUCACGAUGUAGACAUACAACACCUACAUGAAAAACGAAGGACUCGAACCCGUGAUUUGGAAAGUUAUGUGAUAUUUGCACAUGUGCCCAAGAGCUGGAAAAUGCAAUAAUUGAAGAACAUAUCUGUCUCGAGGCUCAAAUCCAGUGUCCGUCAGGUGAAAAUCCCUAUAGGAGGGGAUUUGGACAAGUUUCUUUGAAAAUCUCGCCGCAUCGACGGAGUUAGCCUAAAAAAAAGAGGCAAGCUAGACGCCGGAUAGAAGAGGAUGAACCAUCACAGUUAAUUACAGUCUCUUUAACUAAUCGGAACCAGCUUCUGAAUCGCCUGUUGCUGCCCCACUUUUACUGUUACAUUUUUUUAACCAGAUCUAACAACGAGAAACACCGCCGUCACGUACUAGAGAUGUUUUUAAAGAUUUCGUUCUGUAGUAAUAAUUUGUGGCCAAUUAUCUCUUAUAACUUAGACUUUUCAAAUGGAGUUUUGUGAAGUGUCAGUGACGUGUGUUCAGUUACUUAUUUACGGGGACUAUGUUAUCAGUACGAAACCUGACCAAAUAGAAAUACGAUUUGUGAUAAAGUACUCUGUACUCUGUACCAUUCCAGACUCACUCUGGAACGGAAGUACUUUAUCACAAAUCUGGCCCAACGAACAUAAAAGAAUAUUUAGAUUUGUCGUGCAGAUACAUAUCAUUCACUUUUGACUGCUAAGAAGCAGGCUAUUAGGCUAUUAUGUGAUAAACAGUCAUGUCGCCCUAAAUUCUGUAUAAGUGACUCGUGUGUGGCAAAACUCAUAAUUCUGGUUCAGUGAUCACCGGUUGUGGAUACGUGAGCACUCUGAUACUGCAAUGGUGUGGACGGGCCGUGCGCACACAUUUUACGAGGAGUUUUGGUUGUGACAAACCAUUCAGUUCAGAAAAUUAUGUCUGUUACGUCUAGAUCUAGAAUUCAUUGAUAUUAGCGUAACUCAAAAUUGUUUAAUUGGGAAACAAUUCUAAUAAGUUUGUCUGGCAC
Schistocerca piceifrons (Central American locust) is the source of this 2249-nucleotide messenger RNA. RefSeq names its product lactosylceramide 4-alpha-galactosyltransferase-like. The record is from RefSeq and is a predicted model, not a curated record. The coding region runs from base 55 to 1158 and encodes 367 amino acids. Gene Ontology annotation, molecular function: hexosyltransferase activity. The transcript has 5 exons. Gene Ontology annotation, biological process: glycosphingolipid biosynthetic process. NCBI's taxonomy places the organism in Eukaryota, Metazoa, Arthropoda, Insecta, Orthoptera, Acrididae.